Messenger RNA from Frankliniella occidentalis (western flower thrips), 1896 nucleotides. It is a transcript of the gene Bx42, whose product is annotated as puff-specific protein Bx42. NCBI's taxonomy places the organism in Eukaryota, Metazoa, Arthropoda, Insecta, Thysanoptera, Thripidae. The coding region runs from base 142 to 1755 and encodes 537 amino acids. Gene Ontology annotation, cellular component: spliceosomal complex. The record is from RefSeq and is a predicted model, not a curated record. Gene Ontology annotation, biological process: mRNA splicing, via spliceosome. The transcript has 12 exons.
UUCCCUUUGCUUAAGCGAUACUGGACAACCUUGAUGAGUCUGCGCAGUCGCAGUGCGGAGUUGGGAGAAGUUAGUCCGUAGCCAAACGGGCCAAACCAAACUUUGGUCCAUCAGGCGACUUGCCUGUUUCAAUCACCAAAAAUGAUGUCUCUGGCAAGUUUGCUGCCAGCCCCCUCACAACCAGUCUGGGAUCGCGAUGACGCCCGACAGAAGCCAGCUCCCUCUCAUGGAGCGUUGGUGUCAGCACAAUGGACCGCUCCACCUUACGGUCAACGAAGGGGCUGGAUUCCUCGCACAGAACAGGACUAUGGAGAUGGUGGUGCCUUCCCCGAGAUUGCUGUGGCUCAAUACCCCCUCAACAUGGGACGUGAAGGAAAAGAAAGUUCAUCUAAUGCCCUAGCGGUUCAACUAGAUGCGACAGGAAAAAUUAAAUACGAUGUUAUUGCAAGGCAGGGUCAUGGUAAAGACAAGAUUGUAUACUCCAAGUUGUCAGACCUUCUACCAGCAGAGGUACUGGCUGAGGAUGACCCUAGCUUAGAAAAACCUGAUGUCGAGGAACUGGAAGAAACUACUGAUAGAACACGACAAGCUUUGGAAAGGAUUACACAAACAAAAAUAGCGGCUGCAAUGCCUGUGAGAUGUGCUGAAAAACUUGCCCCCGCUCAAUAUAUCAGAUAUACACCAUCUCAACAGGGAACUUCCUUCAACUCUGGAGCAAAACAGAGGGUUAUCAGAAUGGUUGAAGCACAGAAAGAUCCGAUUGAACCACCCAAAUUCAAGAUCAACAAAAAAAUUCCACGAGGCCCACCUUCUCCUCCUGCACCAGUGAUGCAUUCCCCAACCAGAAAAGUUACAGUCAAAGAGCAGAAAGAGUGGAAAAUUCCUCCCUGCAUAUCAAACUGGAAAAACGCCAAGGGUUAUACAAUUCCCCUUGACAAACGUCUUGCUGCUGAUGGCAGAGGUCUACAACAAGUUCACAUCAAUGAAAACUUUGCAAAAUUGGCUGAAGCAUUAUACAUUGCUGACAGAAAGGCAAGAGAGGCUGUUGAAAUGCGAGCUCAACUAGAGAAGAAACUUGCCCAAAAAGAGAAAGAAAAGAAAGAAGAGCAUCUCCGAGCGCUGGCCCAGAAAGCUCGGGAGGAACGAAAUGGUAUUCGUACCGCAAAUAUUGUUGAUAAGGAUGAAGAAGCACGAGAAAGAGAUCAAUUGAGGGCAGAGCGUCACAAGGAGAGGCAACGCGAUCGCAAUUUGGCUCGUGCUGCUCCUGAUAAGAGAUCCAAGCUGCAACGGGAAAGAGAACGUGACAUCAGUGAACAAAUUGCUUUGGGUAUGCCGGCCAAAACUAUUGCUGGAGGUGAAGCACAGUUUGAUCAGCGUCUCUUCAACUCGAGCAAAGGAAUGGAUUCAGGGUAUGCUGAUGAUGAGGCAUACAAUGUCUAUGACAAACCCUGGCGUGAAGGCUCCAACCUUGGUCAACAUCUAUACCGCCCAGGCAAAAAUGUGGACAAGGAAGUGUAUGGAGAUGAUUUGGAUACUCUCAUCAAAACAAAUCGGUUUGUGCCCGACAAGGAAUUCAGUGGCACCGACCGCAAUGCCGCGCGCAGCGGGCCAGUUCAGUUUGAGAAGGAAGAAGAAGAUCCUUUCGGUCUGGAGCGGUUCCUCACUGAAGCCAAGAGGGCGAGCAAGCGGCCGAAGGACGACCGGAAGAAGGACGAUCGUAAAGAUGACAAGGACAAGAGGCGCAGGAGAGAUUAGUGUGGUGAUCAUGCUGACCUGGUGCACAAAGUGCAGAGCAGCUGGAGACCGCAUCCUGAGUCACCCAUUUGCAGACCACUUCAAUUUGGAUUUUGUUUUUUUUUACAAUGUUAAUUGUAUAUAUGUGUUACUUAUUAAUGU